AUGUCACACAAAAAGAAACCAAUUAAAACAAUAAAAUCCAAGAACAAACCAUUCGUAUCAACCCAGAUAACUAAUUUGGAAGCGUUUGCAUGUCUCUGGCUUGACGCGAAUGUUAAGAAUACAGAUGAUAAUCGUGAAACAGAACAAGAAUUACGUCAAAUCAUCAAUCAUCUACGGAUAUUUGAUCAAGCAGAUGCAUGUGAGAAACUAAUCCGAGCCACGAAACAAGAAAAAAUCGUUCUUAUUGUGUCUGGUCAAUUGGGUCGUGAUGUUAUUCCACGUCUUCACAACUUACCACAAUUGGUUGCAUGUUACGUGUAUUGUUUAAAUGGAACUGAUCAUGAAGAAUGGACAAGAACAUAUUCAAAAGUUCAAGGUGUUUUUGUUGAACGAGCAGACUUACUAAAACAAAUUGAUCUUGAUCAAAAUAAUCGACUUUUAACUGAACAAUUAUCAGCCAUAGAAAUUAUUAGUGGUGAUUCAAGGGCUCUUGAAUCCAGAAAUGCUAUGUUUAUGUGGUUUCAAAUUUUCAUUGAAGUAUUAAUUCGUAUGCAUCAUAAUGUCAAUUCCAAAAAAGAAUUUAUUGAUAUUUGUAAAAAAAAUUAUAAAGAAAACCCAAAAGAAUUUUCUAUCAUUAAAGAAUUUGAAGAAUCAUAUAAAUCAGACAAUGCUAUAUAUUGGUAUACACGUGAGUGUUGUAUCUAUCGUAUUUUAAAUAAAGCUCUUCGAAUUCAAGAUUUUAAUAUGCUAUUUAUUCUUCGUUUCUUUAUUACGGAUAUAUCAAAACAAUUAAAACAACUACAAAAAUCAAUUUUACGUAUGACAUAUAAACGUGAUCCGUUUGUUGUUUAUCGUGGUCAAGCAAUGACUAUGCAGUUUUUAUUGGAUGCUAACAUUUCUGAAGAUAUUCAACGAAUACUUUUCGAAAUCAAUAUUAAUCCACGUGAAAAAACAAAAGCUUAUGCCGAUAUAAAUGAAAUCAGUUAUUUUAAAACUGAAGCAGAAGUAUUGAUUAUGCUUGGUGCUCUCUUUCACAUUGACAGUAUUGAAGAAAAACCAGAUGAUAAUAUUUGGAUUGCCCAUCUAACAUUAGCCAGUGAUGAUGAUUAUCAAUUGAAAGAGACUCUUGCCUAUAUGAAAGAAAAAAUUGGACAAGAGACAGAUCUCGGAACACUUGCUGAAAUUCUUAUUCAGAUGGGAAAAUACGAUCAAGCAUUGAAGUAUUCCGAUCGAAUAAUGCAUGAAUCUCAAAUGAAUACUGCCAAAGCAUAUGAAAUUGAAGCUAAAGCUUUAUGUUUAAAAGGCGAUUAUAAAACAGCACUUGAUCGAUCAUCACAGAUAAUGAUUAUCUACAAUAAAAUUUUACCAUCGAUUUGCGCCGAAAAAGGUCAAUUGUAUUGUGCCAUUGGUGCUGUAUAUUAUAGACAGGGUUCAUACGAUCAGGCACUAUCUAAUUUAAAUGAAGCAUUAAAAAUUCAACGACAAGUGUUGCCAUCCAAUCAUCCUGACAUAUGUGAAACGUAUCAACAUCUUGCUGAUUGUUAUGAAAGUAAGAAAAGAAUCAAAGAAUCAUUGGAAUAUUACAAUAAAUGCUUACAGAUACGAUUGACUAUAUUACCUGAAAAUCAUCCUGCUAUUGCUUUAACAUACAAUAAUUUAGGUACUAUGUAUGAAAAUAAUGAGAAUUAUCAGGAAGCAUUGAAUUAUUAUCAAAAAUCAUUGAAUAUUAGCUAUAAAAGUUUGCCACCGACACAUCCAGAAGUACAACGUACUGAAGAAAAUAUUGACAGAGUGAAAUCCUUAGUUUAG
Molecule: messenger RNA, 1809 nt
Organism: Rotaria sp. Silwood1
Lineage: Eukaryota; Metazoa; Rotifera; Eurotatoria; Philodinida; Philodinidae
Source: the annotation of a GenBank genome assembly